AUGCGUAGACGCAUCCUGCAGCCGUUUGGGCUGAGCAUAGCCAUGCUGCUGGGCAUGUUGUGUCCAGCGCAGAGCAUUGUUAAUUCUCCAAAGAUUAUUAGCAAGGAUGGCAACUUAAUAUUUGAGUCUGGAUCCAAUCGCAAUAUAAGCUUCAAGCUAAGAGGCAGCUCCAGGCUAAUUAUCAACGAACAGUAUGAUGUGCUGGAGCUGCUGAUGCCGCUCAGUGGCAACAAGAAGAGACCUGGUGGCGCUGGCAAGGAUGAGUGGAGUGCACCUGACGAGAUCUACGAUCUGCGUGAGCUUACUGAGCAUCUAAACGAGUUCAAGUCGCAGACUUUUGGUGUGAAUGGCAUAAAUGCCAGAAUAAGACAAUUUCAAAAUAAGCGUCUGCAGGCGCGACUGCGCACCGGUGAACAAAAUCUGCAGCGCUUGAGGAACAAGCUGGACUUGGACAGCUGCCAGAGCAAUCCUUGCAAGAACGGUGGCAGUUGCUUCAAUACUUAUGGCGGUUAUCGUUGUCUCUGUCGGCCCGCCUUCGAGGGCAGUAAUUGCGAACGGGAUGUGAACGAGUGCGUGCUCUUUGACGGCACGGACCUGGGCUGCCAAAACGGAGCACAGUGCGUGAAUCAAUUUGGCUCCUUCAACUGCCUGUGCACGCCCGGCUGGCAUGGUACGCACUGUAGUCGACGCAAGACGGACUGCGCAGCGGCCAGCGCCUGGGAACUGUGCGGUCACGGCAGUUGUGUGCCCACCAGCGAUGUUCAAGGCUAUCGUUGUCUUUGCGAGCCCGGCUGGCGCAGCAACCCACUGACGCUCACCUGCACUGAUGAUGUGGACGAGUGCAGCGACGCGGCCGCGCAUACGCCCUGCACCACUAAGUGUAUCAAUCUGCCGGGCAGCUUCACCUGCGCACCGUGUCCGCCAGGACUGACGGGCAACGGCGUCAGCUGUCGUGAUAUAAAUGAAUGCGAGACCAACAAUGGUGGCUGUAGCUUGAGUCCACGCGUCGAGUGCAUCAAUAGCUACGGCUCCAGCCACUGCGGCGAGUGCCCUGUUGGCUGGACAGGCGAUGGACGCAGCUGCAUUCGCGAUAGCAGCUCAUCCAGCUCCGUUCAAAACAAUUGCGCACAGCGCGGCGAUCUUUGCCAUCCCAAUGCCAGCUGCUCCGAAAUCUCUGGCACCAUCAUCUGCAGCUGUCCGUCGGGCAUGGUGGGCAGCGGAUACGGACGCGACGGCUGUCGCACGGGCAGCUACCACAACUGCAACGAUCUGCCCUGCUUGAAUGGCGGCACCUGUACGAACACGCGUGAUGGCAACUACACGUGCCAGUGCCCACCCGGCUUUGUCGGACCACGCUGCAAUCCGCUGCCAAAUGUCUGCGACACUAAUCCCUGCAAGAACGGCGCCACCUGCCGGUCCACACCGUCCACCAGCGACCGCUUUGUCUGCCAGUGCCUGCCAGGAUAUCGCGGACGCCUCUGCGAGACGCGCUUCAGCAGCUGCAGUCGCAUGCUAACCGGCGCCAGUGGCAGCCUACGCUAUCCUGCUGCUGGCGACAGCUAUGACCACAAUGCGCAAUGCGCCUGGGUCAUACGCACCAAUGAGUCGCUGGUGCUGAAUGUCACCUUCCAGCACUUCCAUCUGGAGGACUCGACGGAGUGCCGCUUCGACUGGCUGCAGGUGAACGACGGACGCUCGGCGGCCGCUCAGCUCAUCGGACGCUACUGUGGCAAUCAUAUACCGCACGGCGGCAACAUCAUCUCCUCCAGCAAUCAGCUCUACUUGUGGUUCCGCUCCGACAACUCGACAGCGCAUGAGGGCUUCGAGCUCAGCUGGACGUCGAUGCCGCCGCGCUGUGGUGGACGCCUGGAAUUCGAGACGCAUGGCACCUUGGCCUCGCCCGGCUCUCCGGGCAACUAUCCACGCAACAGGGACUGCGAGUGGCAUCUGGUGGCGCCCAGCGACAAGCGCAUCAAGCUCACCUUCUUCAGCCUGCAGCUGGAGCAGCACGACAGCUGCAACUUUGACUACCUAACGAUCCAAGAUGGGAUCUCGGAACGCGAGCUGGCCAAGUACUGCAGCAGCGCAACUCCAGCGCCGUUGCUGCUGCCGACGCACGACGUGCUCAUCCGCUUCCACUCGGACGAGACGGGCAGCGAUCUGGGCUUCCAGCUGCACUAUUCCGUGGAGCAGUCGGUGCCUGGGUGCGGCGGCACCUACAGCACGCCCACCGGCGUGAUCAGCUCACCCAGCAGCUGGACGUCGGACCAGCAGCAGCAGCAGCAGCAGCAGAGAAUCUCCUGCGAGUACGAGAUUCGCCUGGCACUGGGUGAAGCCAUAACGAUUGAGUUUGUUAAGUUUGCGCUGCCGCCGGAUGCCUGCCUGGAGCUCUACGAUGUGUCCAACGAUCCCAGCGUGGGCAAGAUGCUGCAGGUGAAGCAUUGCGGCAGUGGCACCACUGGCGACGCGACCAGCCCGCCCAGCUUCCGUUCCAUGUACAAUCGCGUGAGCAUUCGGUUCUUUACGCUCCAAGCGGCCGGACAGUUCGAGCUGCACUAUCGCCGCAACUGCGAGUACACCUACGACGCCAGCACCGGCGUCAUCAGCUCUCCGGGCUAUCCCAAGCUGGCCAGCAACGAGCGCCUGUGCAGCUACAAGAUUCUCACGCCGGCCAAUACGCAAAUCAUACUCAAGCGUCUCGACUUUCAGCUGCUCGAUGCCAGCAGCGCGAACGACCUGGAGCCGACCGAGGAGCAGGAGUCAGCAGCCGGAGUGGCAUGCGCCGAGGGCACUCAGCUGACCAUCAAUGCUGGGCUCAACCAGGAAAUACUGGGACCCUAUUGCAAUGCCCGCCAGCCAGCCGCGGAGUAUCUGAGCAGAUCGAACAUGCUGGUGCUCCAGCUGCACUCGCAGGCCAACAGCCAUGGCCGUGGCUUCAAGUUCGAGUACAACGCAGUGCCGGUGAAUGAUGCGCACUGUGGCGGCGUCUACACCAAGCCGGAUCAGCAUAUACGGCUGGGCACCUAUGAGGAUAACAUGAAUUGCUAUUGGAUGAUUAUGGCGCCGCCUGGGAAGUCUGUGCUGCUGCACUGGCUCAGCUUUGAUCUGGAGUCGAGCAACGAUUGCUUGUACGACUAUGUGGCCAUCUAUGAUGAGCUCGUCUCCGGCGACAACGAUCAACAGCAGCCACUCAGCACCCACUGUGGCAGUGGCUUGCCGCCGGAUCAACUCACCCAGGCGCAGAUCCUGACCGUCAAAUUUGUUUCAGACUUUAGCGAUGUCGCCGGCGGCUUCGAGCUGGCCUUCAGCUUUGUAGAGCGCGACAAGUGCGGCGGCCACAUUCACUCCUCCACGGGCCAGCUCAUCUCGCCGGAGUAUCCGCUCAACUACAGCCACAACCUGGACUGCGUCUGGCGGCUGACGGUGCCGCUGGGCAACCAGCUGGAGCUGCAGACGGAAAUGUUCCAGCUACAGGCCACGCCCAGCUGCAGCGGCGACUACCUGGAGGUGCGCAAUGGCGGCAGCAACAGCUCCGCGCUCAUCGGACGCUACUGCGGCAGCAACAUGCCGCGCCGCCUGCCCAGCUACACACACGAGCUCUACCUGCACUUCCACACCGAUCACGUGGGCAGUGGCCGCGGCUUCCGGCUGGCCUGGCGCAUCUAUGGGCGCGGCUGUGGCGGCCGCCUACCCGGCAAUGCGGGCGUCAUCAGCUCGCCCAACUACCCGGCGGCGUAUCCGCACAAUGCGCACUGCGAGUGGCAGCUGCGCGUGCAUCCGGGCUCCGGGGUGCGGCUGCUCCUCGAGGAUAUGGAUAUGGAGGAAGCAGGGGAGUGCUACUUUGACAAGCUGUCCGUAUACAGCGGACGCCUGGCGGGCGGACACGCAACACUGGUGCAGGAUAUGUGCGAGAUGCCCGAUGAGCAGCAUCGCCAGCUGGAGGUGACGGGCAAUGAGGCGACAGUGGUGUUCAACACGGAUGCAAGCAUGUCGCGGCGUGGCUUCCGCCUCUCCUACAGCGCCAACUGCCAGCGCACAUUGAACGAGGGCCAGGUCCAGGGCGUCAUCGAGAGUCCCAACUUUGGCGAGUCCGGCAGCUUCGAGGGAGCGCUCAACUGCAGCUGGCUGAUCAAGCCGCCGCAUGGCAAUCGCAUUCACCUGGAGUUCUCGCACUUCCAGCGCACCGUGGAGCGCGAGUGGUUCGCAGAUCCUCCAGGCGGACUCUACCUGGUCGAUGGAGCUCGCACGCUGCCCAUUCUGGCUGCGGGCGCACCCAAUGUCAGCAGCGACGCCAUUCGGAUUAUACACAACAGCAGCGCCAUUAGCUUCCGCCUGGAGUUCCGCGUCGAGGGUUGCCUCAAGGAGCUGCGCGCGCCCACGGGCAGCCUGGAGUCGUACAAGUAUCCGCAGAUGUAUCCCAACGACCAGGAGUGCUACUGGCUGAUAGAAGCGUCCAUGGGCCAUGUGGUGGAGCUCACUGUGCUCGACCUGGACAUCGAGGAGAGCGUCAACUGCACCAAAGAUGCGCUCAUCAUCUCCAACUCAUUCACGGCGAGCAAUCCGCACGAGCGGCACUGCGGCCAGCACAGCAAGCUGAUCAUCACCAGCGCCGGACACCAGCAGCACGUGCGCUUCAGCAGCGAUGCGACGCACAAUGGACGCGGCUUUCAGGCCACCUAUCGCAUCAUCGAGAGUCGCUGCGGCGGCAAACUGAGCUCGCGCAGCGGCGUUAUCGAAUCGCCGGGAUAUCCCAAGCCGUACCCGGAGAACAUGCAGUGCGAGUGGGUGGUGGAGGUGUCGCCGCAUCAUACGAUCGUCUUUGACAUGGAGGACAUGGAUAUGGAGCUGCAAUCCGACUGCGCCUUUGACUUUGUCGCCGGCUUCGAGCUGAGCAGCAACAAUGGCGAUGGCGACGGCGACAGCGAGUCGCUGGACGACACCGAGGGUCGCCAGAUCUUCAAGAUAUGCUCCCAAGAUGCGCUCAAGCUGCUGGGCGGGAAUGACACGCGAGAGACGACCACGAACCGCGCCAUGGUGCGCUUCGUCACAGACAGCUCGGUGCCGGGCAGGGGCUUCCGGCUGCAUUAUCGCGAGUCCUGCGGCCAGCGCGUGACCAUCGACGAGACGGACUUUGAGUAUCUGAGCCUGAGGCGCGAGCUGGCGCGCAACGAGACCUGCCAGUGGGUGCUCCAGGCCAGCGAUCCCGCCAAGCACAUCAUCUUCACCUCCACGCACGUCCAGCUGCAUCCGCUGCAGGCCGCUGCGCUCACGGUGGAGUGCCUGGUGCAUGGCAUCCGCAUCUAUGAGGGCGUCAAUGCCAGCGGCACACCACGCCAGCAGUUCUGCCUCGAGCACAUGCCGGCGCUGAUCUCCAAUGGCAACGCCUUGACCAUUGUCGUGCCGCUGUCGCUGGUCUCCGAAUUCGAGGGUCACUACAUGACCAUGGACACCGCCUGCGGCAGCCGCUACACGGCGCUCUCGGGCCACUUCGCCUCGCCCUACUAUCCCUCCAGCUAUCCGGUGAACAUUGAGUGCGAGUGGAUACUGGAGGCCAGCGAGGGCAAUUCGCUGACCUUGACUAUCACCGCGCUGGACAUGGAGCGCUCCGAUGGGUGCAACAACGAUUAUCUCGAGGUGCGCGACUUCAGCUCGAGUGGUCCACUCGUCGGCGCCUACUGCGGCUCCCAGCUGCCCCCCAGCAUCAGCUCCAAGGGCAGUCUGUGGCUCAAGUUCAAGAGCAACGACGAUGUCGUCGGCCAGGGCUUCCGGGCCAGCUACAACUACGAGCACCACAACGAGCUGAACGGCACGGAGGGCACCAUCGAGUCGCCGCAUUACCCAACCAAGUUCGAGGCCAGCGAUCCCUACAGCUGGCGCAUCACCGUGGACACGGCGUACGUGGUGCUGGUGAAUGUCGAGCAUCUGCGGGAUGUGGACCAGCCGCAUGUGCGCUUCUGGGACGGCUAUGCGGACAUUGGCGCACAGCUCCAUCUGCGGGAGGACAAGCCGCUGGUGAGCAGCACGAACGUGCUCUUCAUGAAGGCGACGCGCGGUCCGUUCCGGCUCACCUGGCAGCGUCUGUCGAAGGAGGCGCUCGCCUCCAACCGCAGCGCCGAGCAGCAGUCGCGCCUCUGUGGCCAGCAGCUGGUCACGCUGAGUCCCACGCUGGUGCGCUUCGCCUCGCCGGGCUAUCCGACGGGCUACGAGCCGAAUCUGGACUGCAGCUGGACGCUGGUGGCGGCCGAUGAGGCGACGCAUGCGACGCUCCGGCUGGUCGCGCUCGAUCUGGAGCAGUUCGGCGACGAGUGCAUUGCGGACUAUCUGGAGAUCUCCGCCAGCACGGACAUGCAGCACUGGCGGCCACUGAUCAAGACCUGCACACAGCCCAACGAGACGGCGUCGCGUGUCUUCCAGGGCACGCCCUAUCUGCGGAUGAGGUUCGUCACGGACGGCAGCGUCAACAAGACCGGAUUCGUGACCGCCCUGCGCGCCUCCUGCGGCGGCGAGCUGACGGCGCCGAGUGGCCUGGUCAACAUUACUCGGCUGAUGAUGAACAAUCUGAUGAGUCAGCCGGAGUGCGUCUGGACGAUCCGGGUGCGGCGGGGCAAGCGUGUGCGGAUUACGUUCCCGGAGUUCCGGCUCCCGAGUGGGGGCGUCCAGGAUGGGGAGCAGUGCCGCGGGUACAUGAUGGUGCGCAAUGGCUUUGCGGAGGACUCGCCGUUCCUGGGGCGUGGCAAGUACUGCGACAACAACAUUACGGACGUGCUUGUGACCAGCUCCAAUCGCGCCUACAUCAAGUUCCGACGCCUCAACCUGCCACGCAUCUUGGCCUCGUUCCACUAUGAGGAGCUGGGCGAUGCCUGCUCCGAGCAGCUGGUGCUGGAUGAGACGGACGGCGGUGAGCGCAUCAUACACUCGCCCAACUAUCCCAAUCUGCCCAAUCCGCACACGGAGUGCAUCUGGCGGGUGACGGCGCCGGCGCAUCAUCGCAUCGCCGUCGACUUCUUCGGCACCUUCGAUCUGACCCCCAAUGCCACGGAGCGUGGCUGCGAGCUGGAGUAUGUGCAGCUGAACGAUGGCGCCACGGAGCUGAUGCCGCAGCUGGGACGCUACUGCGGGCAGACCAAGCCGGACGUGGUCAUCUCCUCGGGCGGCGAGCUGCGCAUCAAGUUCUUUACCGGCGUGCUCGAGCCGCACGCCGGCUUCCAGGCCAGGAUCAAGCUGGCCCAAUGCGGCGGCAGCUACUACAGCACCGAGGGCGUCAUCGAGAUGCCGGAUGCGGGUACACUGCGGCCGGAUCUGCUGCGACCCGCCCGCGGCGAGGUGAUGGAGUGCGUCUAUACCAUCGAGAUGGAGCGCGGCAGCACCAUCGAGCUGACCCUAACGGAUGUCAACCUGCCGGCGGUGGAGCGGAACGAGGACUGCGCCAAUGUCACGCAUCUGCGGCUGGAGGAGAUGGAGCCGUACGGGCCGCAGAAUGAGGAGCGCGUCUCGGAUCGCGUGUUGAUCUGCGGCACCGCCCUGCGGCGGACGCUGCUCGUGGAGACCAACAAGCUGAUAAUGCGUCUGCGCAUGCCCUCGGGUCAGCUGGACCGCUCGCUGCACUUCAAGCUGCAGUACAAGGCCAUCGGAGCUCGCUGUGGCGACACCAUCGAGGCCAACCAGGGCACACUGCUGACGCCCAACUAUCCGGCGGGCGUGACGCAGCCGACGCGCUGCAUGUGGCGCCUGCGCGUGCCCGAGGGCUACGUCAUCAAGGUGACGGUGCUGGACUUUGACACCGGCGCCUCCAAUCGCACGCACGGCGUCAUCUCCCACGGGCGCAUCGCCUUCGCCAACGACUUUGGAAUGCAGAGCAUCAUCGGGCGCUAUACGCAGAAUCCGCCCGACACCAUCUACUCCAUGGACAACACCAUGGGCGUCGAUGCCUUCCUGCUGCCCUACAACAGCCAUCGCGGCUUCAAGCUGCGCUUCCAGGCCGACGGCUCCAGCGCGUGCAGCAAGCCCAUCGACUUGGACCUCAGUGGCCAACUGAGGUUUACGCCAUCGCCAGCGCAUCCGGUGGUCUACUGCAGCUACAGCCUGAAGCCGCCGGCGAACAGCACGUUGCUGCUCCAGUUGCUCAGCUACAGCCACGACGCACCGCUGAUGUCCAACAUGCGCAUCUGCAGCGUGCUCUCCGCCCUCAAGAUGCAGCGCCCCGAUGCCGGCGAGCCGCUGCUGCCCCAGCUGCUCUGCGGCAGCGGGAGCGGGAGCGGGAGCAGGAACAUCAGCUCAGCCGAGGAGGCGAUCAGCGUGCGCCUGCCGUUCCCCAUCGAUCUGUCCAUCAAUGGCAAUCAGCGCAACAAGCUGCACCAGCUGAGCAUCCAGUACAGUGUGCAGCGCUGCGGCGGCAUGUGGCCACUGGAGCUGGGCGACAAUCUGACCAUAAUGCAGCCGCCGCUGCCGGCCGAGGGCGGCGUGCUGGACUGCGCCUGGGCGGUGGGCCCGGAUGCGAGCGCGGAGGAUCCGCUGGAGCCGCAGGAUGUGCAGCUGGAGGUGAGCGUCAGCGUUCGCCUGCAGGGCAACUGCUCGGAGCAGGUGCUGCAGGUGUACGCCGGGCCGGAUCAGAACUCGCCGCUGGUCGGACGCUACUGCGAGCAGACGACGUCGCUGAAUCUGGUGGUGGAGCGCGGCCUGUUCUUGGAGUACCAUGCCGUGCCCUCCGAGCUGACGCGCAACUCGACAUUCAAUGUGAGCGUCAAGCACGGCAGCGGAUGUGGGGGCAAGCUGACGUAUCCGUAUCGCUACAUCGAGUUCAGCGAGCAGUACAAGAACAACGUGGAGUGCGUCUGGGAGGUGGAGGCGGAGCCGGGCUUCCACAUUGGGCUUGCGUUCCUCGGACGCUUCUACAUCGAGCAGAGCACGAACUGCCACAAGGAUUACCUGCGCGUCCAGCAGCGCGACGACAACGCCGAUGGCAACUGGACGGAUCUGCAGACGCUUUGCGGACGCGACCGGCCGCCCAGCAUCAACUCGAGCAGCUCGGCGCUGCGGCUGAUCUUCCGCUCGGACCAGGACACCACCGGCGAUGGCUUCUUCGCCGUCUUCGAGCGCAACUGCGGCGGCCUGCUCUACGCCACGUCGCAACCGCAGCUGCUCCAAAGUCCGGGCUAUCCGCGUGCCUACGACAAGAAUCUCACCUGCAAUUAUACGAUCCAGGCGCUGGAGCCGCAUGCGGCCGGCGUAUUCGUGCGCUUCCUGGAGUUCGAUCUGGAGAACGCGCCGGGCAGCAUUUGCAUGUACGACAAUGUGACGGUGACGACGCGCGACUCUUGGCAGCCAGGCCAGCACCAGGGCCAGCAGUCCGUGCUGUGCGGCGUCAAGCAGCGACACGAGUAUCGCGCCCGCCAGUCCGUUGAGCUCGUACUGCGGACGGACAGCUCGUACAGUGGGCGCGGCUUUAAGCUGGAGUACAGCACGAAUCUGUGUGGCGGGGUGGUCAACGGGACGCAGCUGGUGUCGUCGCCGCGGCGCCACCAGGACGACAAGAUGCCGCACAACAGCAACUGCUAUUGGAAUCUGACCGCGCCCGAGGGCUACAAGUGGACGGUGAAGUUCGAGCUGCUGGACUUUGAGGCCGGGAACAGCGAGUGUCGCUACGAUGGCGUCGAGCUCUUCGCCAGCGCCGUGCCGGACGAGAAGCGGCGGCUGGCGCGCUUCUGUGGCCGCAUCAAGAGCGAGCUGCCCACGCUGCACAUUGCCGGCAAUCGGGGACUGCUGCACAGCUACUCGGACGAUCGUGAUCCCUCGCUGGGCUUCCGUGCCCUGGUGCGCAGCAUGCGCAACUGCGACGAGCGCAUCCAGCUGGCGGCCCACAAUGCCAGCUAUAGCUACAAUCGCUUUCUCGGCCAGUAUGCUCCGGAUCUCGACUGCAGUGUGGUGUUCAAGGCGCCGCCAGGCUAUCGGCUGAGCAUUGAGUUCCGCAGCUUCCACCUGGAGCUGAGCGCGCGCUGCACCGAUGACUUUGUGGAGCUGCGCGACGGCGCGGGUCCCUUUGCCGACGACAUGGGUCGCUUCUGCGGCCAGCAGCUGCCCCCCAACCUGAGCUCAUCCCGCAACGCGCUCUUCCUGCGCUUCGUCACCGAUCAGACGGUCAGCGACAUGGGCUUCGAGCUGCUCGUCGAGGCCAAGCCGCUGCAGUGCGGCAACGCGCUGAUCAAAUACGACGGCAAGGCGCCCAUGGAGCUGCACUCGCCGACGCCGACGUCGACGCCACGCGGCGCCGCUGCUAAUGGCCAGGAUCAUGUCAGCUGCCUGUGGAAGAUUGAGAGCGAUGUCGAUCUGCAUGUGCAGUUCCUCAGCGUCGACCUGGAGCCGGCCAAUGCCAAUGGCAGCUGCCUCAACAACUAUCUCAAGUUCUACACAGGCGAAGAUGCACAGCUGGUGGAGCAGGGCUACGGCAGCGAGGUCGUCUUCAGCGGCACCCAACAUCCGAGCAUGUACUUCAACUAUGCGCCCGAGUUCAUUUACUGCGACAAGCUGCUGCCCGACGACUACUAUCCGGACUCCAGGCAGCUGUACAUCAAGUAUCGCGGUCCGAGCUCGCGCUCCGGCAAUCGCACCGGAUUCGCUGUGCGCCUGCUGCCGAACGAGAGCUGCGAGGAUCGCUACGAGGGCAUCCAGGGACGCAUCAAGUUCUCCGGCACGGCCGACUGCAACAUUUUCAUUCUCUCGCCUGCCAAUUAUACGCUCAGCCUGUACUACACGGACGUCAGCUUCAAUACCAUGGACUGUGCCGACGAGCACGUCGAGGUCUACGACAUGGCCAGCAACCGUUCGCUGCAGCGCGCCUGCGGCUCACUGGACGCGGGCAAGAGCCUCUUCACCCACAGCAAUCAGCUGCGCGUGCAUCUGAAGACGGGCACCUACGCCAUGAGCCUGGACAUGACCUACAUUGCCUCGCCCGUCGCCGAUGGCGUCGGCUGCGGCGGUCAGCUCUACAACACCGAGGGCAUCAUCACCAAUCCCUUCUACCCGCAGAAUCUGCGCAACAACUCGGACUGCCGCUGGCGCGUGCGUGUGCCCGCCAAUACGCGCGUCCUGCUCAACUUCGAGGUUUUCAAUCUGGGCUCCAGCGCCACCUGCCUGACGGACUAUCUGCAGAUACUGGAGACCAAUGACGCCGGCGUGGAGCAGCAGAUGCGUCGCUACUGCGGCCACGACUCACCGCGUCUCUAUCGCAGCCAGCGCAGCGAGCUCAUCAUACGAUUCCGCAAGACGGUCAACUACGACGGCAUUGGCUGGGUGAUCAAGUUCACCGGCGUGCACUCGGAGUACGAUGUGCCCAGCUAUAUGCUGGCCUAAUCCUAAUCCCAAUACCAAUAACAAUACCAGUACCAAGCCAAAGUGCGUAGCCUUUCAUU
Molecule: messenger RNA, 11405 nt
Organism: Drosophila busckii
Lineage: Eukaryota; Metazoa; Arthropoda; Insecta; Diptera; Drosophilidae
Product: cubilin homolog
Exons: 11
Coding region: 1-11346 (3781 amino acids)
Molecular function (GO): calcium ion binding
Source: RefSeq, a predicted model, not a curated record